GAGAGCAGCGUGUAAUGGGAAACUGGAAGCUGUUGGUGAAAGGCUUACUGAUCAGGGAAAAGCUGAAAGCUCGGUACAAUGUCAAGGAUGACUCAGCUCAGGAUGUGGGGGGAGACAGCACAGUUGCUGGGAAAGCUCGCAGUGAUGCUACCCCAGUCACUGACAUGACCUCUUCGUGGCCUUUGAAUCGGCAGGAGGAGGCAGUGAAGGUGACGGCGAAGGCGAAGAGCAGGAAACAGAAGAAAGGAGACGAGAAGCACCUCUUCCCAUUUGAGAAGCUGUAACAGCGAGUGGGGGCUGCCCAUAGCACAGUUUGAGAGGCAGGAACCUCUUGUCUCACCUGUAGCAACAGAAUGGGGGUUCAACCCCCUACACCUUCAGGGGCCAGGCUGCCCUGGAGACUGCUCGGGGCACCCCGUAGCUAGAGUAUCGCAAAACAAACACACUCUGCCUUAUUGCUUUUAGUCAUAGUUUGCAUGGAUUAGACAGACAACCCUUAAGGAGCUGGGAGCCUGGAGAGAUUGCGGAGGAGAGGGGUGUGGCAGAGGGGAGUAGGCGAUGGGUCUGUGGCAGUGGAGGGUGGGCUUCAAUCCAGUUGGUCAAGUUGCCAGCACAGCUCACACCCCCAGCAAAGUCAUUAACCAGAUGUUAACUGGCUCACCAGGGAACCCCUUAAUCCAGUGCCAAGCUACAAAGCCCAAGAGGACAAAUUGUAUUCCAGUUACAAAAGCAGAAAUUACUGGGAAAACUCAGCAGGUCUCGCAAUGUAUUCCACUGUCUUCCUUUGUGUGGAAAUCCAAAAUGUGACUCGCCAUUAAGGACCAGGUUCUGUUCUUCCUUCUGAAUGUGCAUGGAAAUGGACGAGUGAUGAGGGUGGCUGUUUUCAAAAGGGGCACUGGGAAUUGAAAUGAAGGCUGGGUUAUUGAUGCAGCUGGGAACGCGCCAGUUUGAAUUUUCUACCACUGGACAGCUGGGCUUUGGAGUGGCUGGACUGUGGUCACCUUUCGGAGGGAUAGAGGGGGAGAGUCCAGCUGUCUCUAGCUGAUCUCUGGAUCGUGACAGAAUGGACUGCAAAGAGUAAUCAGUGUGCAACGCCAAGCAGCCCCGUAGGGGGUUCUCCAGCCACUCAUCUGUGCCGAGUGGUACUCACUUGCGCGUGCCCACAUAUGUUUCUGAGUGUGCUUGAUGGAACUGGCUGACAUUAGAAGUUUACAGCUGCUAAAAUUGAAGAGUAAUGUCUGAUAGUGGAGAGGGUGUUAGCAGAGAGCUGAGCGUUAAAAGGAAAAAUAUCAAAAAAAAGAACAAACAAACUAAAUGAGAGCAUCAUUUACUUUCCUGAUUAGCAGAAGACUUUUUAACGUCUCCAUUCAAUCACUAUCCAAUGACUAUGUGUGUAUCUGCUCCCUAAGGCCCAUGAUCCUGCUCAUUGUCGGAGUUCUCAUACCUCUCCACUAACUUAGCUUGUUGACAGUCAGAUUUUUUAAUGUUUUGGCAGUGCACACUGACAGGAUAUUCCACUGCAGUUAGCUUCACAGCUGAACCUUUGAUCCUGUUCUCAGCCCAAAUGUACAAGCAAACCCUUUUCAAAAGGAACCACUUGAUUGUUUGGCAACAGUUCCAACUGUCUGCCCCUGUCUUCCCCCACCAUGUCCUUACCGUCUGCCUGUGGCAGGAGGUAAAGACAACCCAGAUACAGUUACAAUAACCGGGCAAGGAUCUGCAAUGGAACUGAUUCUUGCAUGGAAGUGAUUUUCAAUUCAAAACAAAGAUCUCCCUUCCCAGCUUCCACCUGCAAAAAAAAAACAGGCUCUGAAACUCUGUUUAAGAACUACCAAAUCUAGUUUGCAAUCUGUGUAUAUUCUGUACUAUGACUUUUGUACCUACUUUGUGGAAAAUAAAGUGUUGAUUUGUAAUAAAAUUC
Rhincodon typus (whale shark) is the source of this 1921-nucleotide messenger RNA. Its product is annotated as DNA repair protein complementing XP-C cells homolog. Lineage: Eukaryota; Metazoa; Chordata; Chondrichthyes; Orectolobiformes; Rhincodontidae. The record is from RefSeq and is a predicted model, not a curated record. The coding region runs from base 15 to 284 and encodes 89 amino acids. The transcript has 2 exons.